AUGCUCGCAGAGUGGCGGGCUUCGGGUGUAUGUACACUGCAGCGCCGCCAACAACGCUUCCGGCGUUCACCUCCACUUUGGGCCUUCAGAUCCGUUUUUUUUCGCAAUUCUUUCAGCACUUCAUUUCCAAUUCAUUUUAACUUCCAUUUCGGUCCUUUUGAAGCCUCCAAAGUCCCUUUUUCCCGCCAGAUCGCCGCCGCAAACUCGCCACAGGGGCCCCCCCCCCCCAAGUUCCAGAAGGCCAAAAUGGCUUCUCCUUUCACCGGCGGCCUCGCCUUUUGGGAUUCGCACAUUCAACAAAAUGAAGACUCCGACGGAAGUUCAACUGCGGGAGCAGCAGCAGCAGCAGCAGGAGCAGCAGCAGCAGCAGCAGGAGCAGCAGCAGCAGCAGCAGCAGCAACAGCAACAGGAGCAGCAGCAAACGGGAUUCUCGCGAGUCUGCCGAAGCCCCGGCCUUCUUCUUUGAGUCUCGAAGAGCGUUUUCAACUUUGUUUAAAAGUGGCGGAAGAAUGCGUCCAGCCAGAAAUUCGGAAGGUGGGAGAGUACUUCGUGGAAGUGUGGAAGUCCGCGGGAAUGGAAAUGGAAAACGUUCACUUUUUGUGGGCCAGCGAAGUCAUUGGAAAAGACCCGGAGGCUUACUGGACUCUUGUGAUGAACAUCGCGAAGGCGAACAGCAUUUCGCGAAUUAAAAGGUGUUCUCAAAUCAUGGGUCGCACUGAAGGAGACGACCAGCCCGCCGCCCAGAUUCUCUACCCCUGCAUGCAGUGCGCGGAUAUCUUUUACUUGAACGCGGACAUUUGCCAGCUGGGCAUGGACCAGCGAAAAGUGAACAUGCUGGCGCGGGAGUACUGCGACGAAGUGAAGAGAAAACACAAACCUGUCAUUUUGUCUCACCCGAUGCUUCCGGGAUUGUUGGAAGGACAAGAAAAAAUGUCCAAGUCCAACGCGGACUCCGCGAUCUUCAUGGAGGACUCCGAGGCCGAAGUGAACAGGAAAAUCAAAAAGGCCUUUUGCCCGCCCGCGCAGGUGCACGGGAAUCCGUGCGUGGCCUACGUGGAGCGGCUGGUGUUCCCCGACAAGGAGUUCCGCGUGGAAAGGACUUUGGAAAACGGAGGAGACAAAGUUUUCAAAACUGCAGAAGAAUUCAAAAAGAGCUUCGCGGCGGGCGAGCUGCACCCCGCGGACUUGAAGGCGGCGCUGGCCCGCGAGAUCAACCGGCAGCUCGAGCCCGUGCGCCGCCACUUCCAAACCGACGCAAAUGCAAAAAAACUUCUCCAAGAAAUCUCCAAAUUCAAAAUCACGAGGUGA
Messenger RNA from Eimeria necatrix, 1308 nucleotides. RefSeq names its product tyrosyl-tRNA synthetase, putative. The record is from RefSeq and is a predicted model, not a curated record. Bases 1 to 1308 code for a protein of 435 amino acids. Lineage: Eukaryota; Apicomplexa; Conoidasida; Eucoccidiorida; Eimeriidae. Gene Ontology annotation, biological process: tRNA aminoacylation for protein translation. Gene Ontology annotation, molecular function: ATP binding; tyrosine-tRNA ligase activity. The transcript is spliced from 6 exons.